Anisakis simplex (herring worm) is the source of this 1920-nucleotide messenger RNA. Lineage: Eukaryota; Metazoa; Nematoda; Chromadorea; Rhabditida; Anisakidae. The record is from the annotation of a GenBank genome assembly.
AUGAAUGACCCACCUGGUACUGUUUCGGAUGGAGAUCGCCCAACAGGAUGGGUGCGUUUGCAGCUUGAGCCGGUCGAUGUGCCAUUAGAAGCGGACGAGUCGUUGCUGCUCUCAACUGUUCAGUCAGCGAUUCCCGGUGCUCAUGGCCUCUAUUAUAAAGAAGAUGAUCAAAAGAAAGCAUUUCGUUUUGACUCUAGUACUGGAAAGUUCUAUCAAGGGCAACUGGGAUGGAAUGCGAAACCGAUUUUCGUCAAUCUGGCACAUGGAUGUCGAACACUUACACUUGGCCAGUAUGAGAGCGCAACAAAAACAUUUGAGAAAUCUGUUUCUGCGGUUGAGCGCAUGCUAGGAGCAAGUGAUUGGAGGACGGGAGCUACCGCACAGGAAGUUGACGGCACACUGAGUUUUACUGUUCACGUUCAGCAAGGAACAUCAAGAUCAAGAGAGACACGACGUUUCGAAGACAAAGAGAAAACACAUGAGAAACGACUGACAAGACCAACGAAAAGUGGUUUUGAAGCUCAAGCCGAAGCAUUGGAAGAUCAUAGUGAUGGAUCUAUCGAUUCCGCAACAUCUAAGGAACUCCUCAAGCUCCAAGAGGAAAACGAGAACUUGAAACAAGAACUGCAUACCAUCAGAGACAACUGCAGUAAAUUCGAGCACGAUGUAAAGGAGAAGGGUAAGGACCUAAUGGAGGCACGUCUUAGAAUAGAUGAACUGUUGAGAGAGAUCGAGCACAUAAAACCAACUGGAUAUUUGGACAGUUCCAUAACAGAAAGUGAACGUGCUUUGUAUACCACCACCACCGUCAUCAGCACACCUCAGAAAACACCCCUACUUGAUCUGGAAGAGUUUGUCAACUUGAAACGCGUAAAAGAAGAAGCGGAGCGCGAACUCGCUCGUGAACGUGAGAACAUCGAGCAACUAGAGAAGAUCAGGAAUGAACAGGUUGACACAAUCAGCAAGUUGGAAUGGAGCCUUGGCGAACACAAGCAUUGGCUUGAGGAUGCUAGAUCUAAAGUCAAUCAGUUAGAAGGUCAAAUCAAUGGGCAAACUGCUGAAUUUGAACGAACUCGUUCGGAUCUGCAAUCACAAAUCGAUCGUUUGCACGAAAUGAACUGUCAACUGAAAAAUGAACUGCAAAUGGAGAGAACUGAAAACGAACGUCUUAAUGCUGAACUUGAAAAACUGAAAACCACCAUUGGCGAUACACACCCCGAAGUGGGAGCGUGGGAGGACGAGAAAACUAAUCUCGGAAAGCAGAUUGAAGAACUAAAAGGACAAAUAACUGCAAAAGAGAAUGAAGCUAGUGCACUUCGUAGUGAAAAUGACUGGCUAAAGAAUGAGCUGAAAGGAAAAGACACCUACAUAAACGAGCUGAACAAACUCAAAAACGAUGCUGAAUGGAACCUCGGUGAGCACCGUCAAUGGCUGAGUGACGCAAAUAACAGGAUCAUUGCUCUGGAAGCAGAACUGCAGUCGAAAGUUGAAGAGUUGAACCAGUUACAUGCCCAGAGAAGUGCUGGUGUUGACCAAGGCCAGGAAACAAUAUCACGUUUGGAGGUGCAGAUCACUGAAGUACAAACACUGUUACAGAAAACGAAUGAAGAGAAAGACGAAAAAGAACGACAAAUUGAAGAAACUAACAAAAAAGUUCGAGACUUAACGGAUGAAGUGAACAACAAAAACAAGGAAAUUGAGGAAUUGAAGAAUGAUGCUGAACGGAAGCUUGAAGAACAUCGUCAAUGGCUGAAUGAUGCGAACAACAGAAACGACGAGCUCAGCCGUCAAGUGGAUCAGCUAAAGAAUGAACAGGAAAUCCUCAAAAAACAAAUUGAAACGGCAGACAAACUUGAAAUUUCUCAAGCGCUAACGGCGGCACCACCUGAGCCACAAGUAUUCAUUUACUAUGUUUUCUGA